CUAAUUUCAUACAUUUAUAAUUUUAAUAUAUCUAGUAAAAUCUAAUCCUAUUUCAUGAAGAAUAUGGAAUAAAUAAAGGAAAUUUUGAAACAUGGAAUAAGUAAUUGGAAAUUUUGAAAUUAUGUUUAACAGUUUUUCGACUUUGAGGACAAUGCAGACUGGUUGUAGAUGUAUAUUGAAGCAUUUAAGGAGGCUUAAUUACUUUGUGUAUAAUCCUUUUCUUUAUACUUGUUUUUUCAAACAAGAAAUAUUACAAAAUAAGUUGUAUUAUCGAUACAAUUUUUACUUGCCAAAAUAUUUUGUUACCACUUCAUCUGUUCCAUCAAAAAAAAAGUCUGUAUCCAAUAUAGAAGAUUUGAAAAAUUAUAUUAAUGAAGAAAAACAAUUUUAUUUAAAACUAGUCGCAAAUAUUUUAAAUAAUAUAAAGUUUGAUAGUCUUUCAUCUGAAGAUGCUAGAUUACUGUUUACAUGUUGUGGAAAUUCUGUUGCUGAUUCUUCUAAACAGGCCAGAGAUAAAAUUUGUCAAGAGAUUUAUAAAAACCUGUUAGAUUGUAAUAAAUUAGAUUUGAACAUUUCGCAUACCUAUAUCGAAAUAUGUACAGAAAACAGUGUAGUAUUAAACUGUAAAGAAUUUUUAUCACAAGUAAAAUUUGAACCUAACCAGAAGACAUAUAAACUACUGUUAGAUAAUGUUUGUCAAAAAGCAGAUAUUGUACAAGCAUUAGAAUUAUUAGAAACGAUGAAAAUCAAGGGCAUAUCUGUUAAUGAGGAAAUAUUUAACGAUUUAGUCUUAGCACAUACAAUUCAAGGAGGUCUUAAGUCUGGAGAAAUUGUGUUACGAACCAUGAAAACUGCGCAGAUUCCCGAAACAACUGCUACUAAAUAUUCAGUUUUAAAGGGUAUUUUACAAAGAGGUAACUCUGAAGACAUCGAUCAAGUAUUAGAAAGAUAUCCAAUAGAUUUGACUGAGGGACAAGUUCUAGAACUUCUUGAAAUAGUGGGAUUGGGUGGUAAUAUUUCUUGGCUGAAUAAGAUUAAACAUAUGUAUAGUAAUAUAGAUAUUACAAGGGAUUAUAUAAACGCUCUUGAAAAGAUAUGUGUACAUCUUGUUCACAUGGAUAAAUCUGAAUAUGCAAUGACUAUUUAUGAAGAAUUUGUUGAUCCAGAAAAAGACCAAAACUAUGGAUUCUUUAUUUUAAAAGAAAUGUUGCACUGUGAUGUGGAUAUCGAAAGGACUAUAACAUUAUGUAAACAUUUGCAUGAUAAUAAUUUAAAUAAUUAUGCUCUACAACACUUGACAGAGUUAGCACUGAGGCAUAAUUAUACAGAAGCAUCUUGGAGAUUGUUAGAAAACAUGCCAGUUUUGAGACCACAUUUCUUCUGGCCAUUGCUGUUGGAUGCUAAUAGAAAACAAGGAGAAAUAGGUAUAUUUAAUGUUUUACAAAAAAUGGUUGACUUGGGUGUGGAAAUAAACUGGGAAACGAUGCAUACAUAUGUACUUCCAGUAUGUAAUACAGAUAAUUUAAAAUUGACUAUAACGAAAUUAAAGAAUUUAAAAGUCACUGCCAAGGACGCAGUUAAUUCUCUGUUGAUAGUACUUCUUCAGAAUAAUAAAGUAAAACAAGCUGCAGAGUUGUGUAGCACAUACAACGUAAACAUAUUUGGUGAGAAGUUACUUCGAUUAUUUUCUUCAUCGUGGAUUACUUCAAAAGAUACAAAUUCAGUUGUUGUACUGCUACAGAGAUAUUGUGAAUCAAAUCAUACAAAAAAAGAUUUUGUGGGCGAUUUCCUUACAGAAACAUUAAAUUCAUGCACAAGUAAUAAUGAUUUUAUAGAGUAUGCUAAACUAUUGGAGUUGAUAAAUAAAAAGAAGUUAAGAAUAAAUACUGCAACAGCUGAUAAUUUACAUAAUUUAACUUCUUCAAAAUGCAAAGAUUCAGAAGUUUGUGAAAAAAUUAAAGAUGGAAUUGAUAAGUUGAUGGACUUUGGCUUAAAUCCAGAACCAGCAUAUAUUCCUCAUCCGCAAAACAUGACCAUUGAUGAACUAGAAUGUCAUUUAUUGGAACUUCAAGAAAAAAAUAUGGAGACAAGAGGGGUACUUCGUAAAUUAAUUCAACAACAUGCUAACUUGGGACAUUUAGACAGAGUGAAUGAACUGAGAGAGCAGUUUUUAUUUGCUGGAUACGAAGAAACGGUGGGCAUGAAAUCUUCCCUAAUGCACAACUAUAUUAAAAAAGAGUGUUUAGAACAGGCUUUGAGUAUCUAUAACAAUAUUAAACUUACUAGUCCCCACUUUAAAAUUGACAACUUUAAAGUAAUCGAUUUGGCAACAUUAUUGGUGAAGGAAGAGAAAUAUGGCGAAGCAAUGGAUAUAUUGAAAAUUGAGACAUCAAAAAAAUUAUUUGCGGGGUCUGGAAUAGAAAAAAACUGUAGGCAAUUACUAGAUUCCUAUAAAAAUGCAGAAGAGCAGCUCAAAAUGUUCGAGUUUUUAGUUGAAUAUGGCUACUGUAAACCUACUAAUAUUAUUUUUGGACCUCUGGUUCGAAUACAUUUAAAAAAAGAUCUGCAAAAAGGUGUAAACACAUACUUAAAUUGUGCCAGUGACUAUAAGUGUACACCAUUACAGUUGGAACUUAUAAAGGAAUUAUUAAAAGAACAAAAUGAUAGCUUACUCCAAAGUGUUAUAAAGGCUACCGAAAAAGUACAUGGAGUGGUGUCAACUCGAACUGUAUUAAUUGCUGCAUUAGCUGAGAAUGGCCAAGAAAAGGCACUACAAAAACUAUUUGUGGCAAACAAACUUAAUAUUAAAGAAGAACUGCAAAAGAGAUGCGAUAGGUGGGUCCAAGAAGGUAAAGUGGAAGCUAUGCAGACUUUGGCUAGAGUUUGCGAAAGAUUGUCACAAGAAGUUUUUAAUGUAAAUAUUAUUUACAACUGUAUAAUGCGGACGUAUAGUUUAAAUAAUGACUAUAAAAGUGCCUUAGAGUUUUAUGAACAAUUAUUAGAAAAAGAUAUAUUUAUAGAUAAACAAUUAGAGGUACAGUUAACGAAGUUAAAAAAAAAUUGUAACUUAAAGGAAGUUAUAAACAAUAUUUAAUCAACUUAUCAUUUUAUUUGAAAGAACCAUCCUCCAUGCAGACAUCGAAAAUACCUGAAC
Molecule: messenger RNA, 3154 nt
Organism: Anoplophora glabripennis (Asian longhorned beetle)
Lineage: Eukaryota; Metazoa; Arthropoda; Insecta; Coleoptera; Cerambycidae
Gene: Lrpprc2
Product: leucine-rich PPR motif-containing protein, mitochondrial
Exons: 14
Coding region: 122-3094 (990 amino acids)
Molecular function (GO): protein binding
Source: RefSeq, a predicted model, not a curated record